AUGUCUGCCGUUGCAGUGGUGGCUCCAGUAAUUACACCACCCGGGAGCUGGCAAUAUGGCGAUCCGUCCUUGACCAAUCUCCGGCUAUCGUUGCUAGAUCGGGGCCAGUCGGAUGGCGUAACGCGGCGAAAACGGACGGGCAGCUCACGCAGCAGACACUCAUGGCGCUGGUCAUGGAAACAAAUGCUUACAAAGCCUUUUCAGAAUCAAAUAUGGACUCGUGGGGGAAGUUUGAGGGGAAAAAGAAACCGAAAGAAACGCAAAAGUGAAUCUCAAAACGUUUCAAAAAAUUCAGUUGAAACCAGAAAGACAAUGGACGAGCUCAAACGGAUAUGGUAUUGUGACGUUAAUGAGUCUUCCGAGGAAAGUUCUGAUGAUGAGUUAUCGGAGAGAGAUCGUAGACGAUCGUGUUACCCUCGGAUCUUUGGUAGCGACUCGUCAAGUUCUGACAGUGAUACCGAAUUUGAAGAGGAACACCAGGUGUCAGAGUAUGUUAGAGAUGGUCCUUCAAGGAUAAAAGUGGAUAUUAUACGUGAAGAUGAAGGAACAGGUGAGGACCUUGGUAGGAUAUCGGAGACUAGCUCGCAGACCUCGGACACAAGCGACUCUUCAUCUGAGAUUAAUCUUAUACAAAGCCCAAAACAAGGAACAAUUAGUCAAGUAGUUCACCCCAACAACCCUGACACAAAUGGUUAUCAAAACAUUUUAAGACAAAAUGAAAGCAUGAAAAGAUACGAAGUCAUAGAAAUGAAAAGAACUGAUUAUGAACAACAGCCCCCAACUGAGAAAGAACGAGAAGAAAUCGAGAGAAACACAGUCUAUCCAGAGCCAACUAUUGUUUGUCACCCUGUAGCGAAAACCGCCCAUAUUAAAGCAAUAGUGAUACCAGAAUCUCGCAAUUCUACCACUUAUGCUCAAGUACCGUCAGCAUCUCAAGCUACAGCUAAAAGUGACCUCGAAAGUGACUACAUAAAUAAAGCGAUAGCCGAUUCCUCAAAUACCGUCAAUUAUGGACCACAGUUCAUUACAGUUUCUGGACAAAUAACUGACAAAAGUAAAGUCGAACCCAAUAAUUCUGACAUGAACACAAACGGUUUUUCCCACGAUGCCUCAACCCAAGAGGUAAACAGCAAGGGAGGCGAAGAACAGGCUGACCGUAUUAACCCUAGGGUGAUGACAAGUACACAUGGUCUGAUUAACAAUUAUCGUAAUGGCCGCGUUAUCUCAGUAAGACAGAUUUACCAUCAAGAUAUUUUGAAACGAGUUGAUGAAUUAUGCGCGCAAUGCGGUGAGGAGGUUUAUGGGGGAAACGAGACCAAAUCUGAAUCGUAUGCGGUAGAAAAUGGUGGUACAUGCCAUGAGAGUGCGAGGUUUACCACGCAAGAGAGCGGAAUGAAGAAGUAUAGUUUUAAUGGGAAUUUCCAUGACCUGGAUUCACCACAGGAGGGAUGGCGGAAGGAAUCGAGUGAAAAGGUAGAUAAAUAUUUCUUAUCGCUAGACCAUCAUAGAAUAACUACACGCGCAGUUUACUCAAUGAGUUUAAUAAACCUGGACUCAUUUUAGGGAUCAGUCUUUGUAGAAAUGAAAUUAGAAAGCUUUGGAUUGAUAGAGAUGCAACUACCUGAAAAGUACAAGGAGAACUUCGACGUUUCGAGCGAAGGCACAUUGGGAAGUUAGACAAGUUAGUAACCUGCUAACUAAUUUUGUUACGAACUUCCCAACGAAGGGCAUUCGCUCGAAACGUCGAAGUUCUCCUUGUAUUUUUCAUGUAGUUGUAUCCCUAUCAAUCUGAAGCUUUCAUAUUAUUGCCACUACCUACACUGACACAGACUGUUCAAGAAAUUAAAUUAGUCCAAUUUUCCUAGAUAUUUGAUAAAACUCUCAGUUAGUAUCGAAAUUUUGCCUCGAGUGUGAUGGUUAGUUAAAAGGCCCUUAAAAGAUAUCAAACAUUUCGCUAAGUUAAAAGUUCUUAAAAUAUUUACUAAUUAAAAAUAUUUCAGCAAUCGAGGACCUGUUUAACAUAAAUUGUUUCCGUCUUACCAAAAAUAUGCCAUAAACUACAAGGGGCGAAACUAGCCCCUUUUAAUUCGGGGGGGGGGGGGGGGGGUCUGCCAGAAUUCCCUCUGACAGCCCUGUAAGUUACUUAAUAACUCUACAUUCUAUCAUUUUAAAUCUCUGUGACUGCCCUGCCAAUCCAGAUGAUUCGCCCUGCCAAUCCAUAUGAUUCGUAUUUUGGGGGGUGUCACCCCCCCCCCACCCCUCAAGUUUCGCCCCUGUAAACUACAAUCAAAUUAUAAUAAAAUAUUAAAUUACGCUAACAUAUUUUACCUACAUAUUCAAAUGUUACUAGCAUGGCAAAAUAAUCUCAAUUUCGAAUAAUUGUUAGUCUGGUACUAUCUAUACUAAUUAUAACCAUAAGAUUUCCAAUCUAGUAAACUUAAGGUGGAGUAAUAAAAUUGCUGCAACUUGCAACAAAAUCUGAUUUCUACGCAUGUUAAGUAGAAAUGUUUAUUCACAUAGAUUACAAAUCACGAGGCAACAUGUGUCGACAUUACUACUUAACAUGCGUUGAAAUCAGAUUUUGUUGCAAGUUGCAGUGAUUUUGUUGCUCGUGUUACUUAAGGCUCGUUUAUACACUUGCAAUUUUUGCUGCGAUUUUCAUCUUCUGAUGGAUGUAAACGAGUGGAUGAGUUAGGAAUAUACAACAGUGAGACAUAUACUCAGAACAGUCAUAACUCAUCUAGUCGUUCACAUGCAUCAGAAGACGAAAAUCAAUUGUAGCAACAAUUGACCAUUCCCCAAUUAACCAAAAUUUUGAACUCAACAAGUCUAGACAAAAAUUUCAUCACAGCUUGAAAGAGCAUCACAAAAUUAGUAAUAUUCCAAAGUUUCGUUGCAAAAUGUUGUAAAAUGCAGAUAAUAUAGCCUUGCGAAGUUUGUAAUUUUCAGUCAUUUUAGAUUACAAACUGGAAAUGGUUACCACUUCUUUGCGUAAUACAAAAUGACUGAAAAUUACAAACUUCGCAAGGCUAUAUAAUCCGCAUUUUACAACAUUUUGCAACGAAACUUUGGAAUAUUACUAAUAUUUUGUGAUGCUCUUUCAAGAUAUGUUGAAAUUUUUGUUUAGGCUAGUUAUGAUCAAAAUUUUGGAAAAGUGGUAACCAUUUCCCGUUUGUAAUCUAAAAUGACUGAAAAUUGCAAAUUUCGCAAGGCUAUAUUAUCCGCAUUUUACAACAUUUCGCAACGAAACUUUGGAAUAUUACUAAUUUUGUGAUGCUCUUUCAUGCUAUGAUGGAAUUUUGUUUGGACUUGUUUAGAUCAAAAUUUUGGUUAAUUGGGGAAUGGUCCAUUGCAAGUGUAAACGGGUCUUUAGAGUCCUGGUUCAAAUUUCAGUCUUUUUACGAGUCAUGCAGUAAGCCGCAUUGGACAAAAUAAGCAUUUGAAGAUAACGACAGAAACAUUCAUAAAUAUGCCUCUAUCAGGAAAACCACAUUGUAAGCAACUUCCGCGGCAUUAUGCGUCAGGUACGCGCGAGUUUCACGAGAGAUUUUUAACAGCAACCAAUCAAACAUGAGUAUAGGAAACAUAAAGUUGCAAACCUCGCGUGGAGUUUGUGAAAAAUGACACGACAGAUAGUAGUUUAGGUAAGGUUAGCAGCACGCACUUGUGUAUACAGUCUCUCAAGCAGGCGCACCAAAAUAGAAGUGAGUGAUUUUCUCUGCUGACUCCAGUAUGGACGGAUAUUUUUCAACGCAAGAUUUGAACGUAAUUCGACGCUUUUUGGGCAUGUCCUUACAGCAAAUUGAUGCUAAAAAGGCACUACAAAUAGGCAGAUAUGAGGUAGGUUGAAUAGAGGGCACCUAGUCACUUAAAGGAAAGUAAUAUGAGCAGGAAAAAUGGUUUAACUUGCAAAUAAUCUCAACGUCUCCUAAGAUAUACCAUGUCCUUCUAACAUUUCUUUAUGAUCAACUUUUGUUGUUCGUAUUACUUUGCUUUAUCUAUAGGAAUUUCAGCUUUCGCGCGCGCGUGUAGAGCACGUCUAUCUUUAGAAGCUUUCUAAAAGCGCCACUAUUAGGAAGUGUGGAGCACAAAUGCUGAGAAGCUAUACUCGCAUUAGCGGAUGAACCGUGAACGUUUAGCAGUGCCGCAAGGUCAAGCAUGCCGACAUAUUUGAAUUUCCUUUUGAGUACAACUGGAAAAUAAUUAUCAAUAUAAAUGACCUGCGCUCGAGUCAAGCAUAUUGAUAUCAUAUAGAGGAAGUAUACAUGUUCUUGAAUAUGCCGGGCUACAUUAAUAUCAUUUGAUGUACAGAACUCACUGCUGAGUUAAGCAUAUAGUAUCAUGUAGGUAUACUAAUACUACAUGACAUGUUCUUGAAUGUGUGGUCCGGCUAGGUAGUGCAUAUUCUAGUCGCUCGAUCGCUUGCCUUAAUCAUGGAUAAAGAAGUCAAAUUAGAGAAGUUGACAUAUGGCAAGUCUAUAUACUGUUGAAUGUGGGUUACGUUAAAGUUAUCUGAUGCACUCAUCAUGUGCAUAACUCACUGCUGAGUUAAGAGGUAUAGAUGUUCUUGGAUGUGGGCUACCUAAAGUGAAGUGAUGUUGUAGAGAUCUCGCUGUAUCAUGCAUCGAGAAUACAGAAGUAUAUGACAUGUAAACUACCGACCCUACAAUGAUCUAAUCCUACAAUAUGUGCCUGUAUUGGUAUUUGAUGAAUAAAGAUGAUUAUUAUUACAAAAUUCAACGCUUAGUUUAGCAUAGUUUAUAUAUCUAUAAUUAUUUUCAUUUUCAGCGCUUUCCGUAUAAGAUAGUUUAUAGGAGGGUGGGGUGGCCCAUUCAGCUACAAACUACAAAGGCUGGAGGGACUAGUAGUUAGUAUCCAGCCGUUGUUUAGUCUAUUUCAGUAUACGUAUGUCAAGUUUGGUCUUAUCAUAAGAUUUAAAAUGAGAAACUAUUGAUAUAUUGACAACUUAAUAUGAUCUAUCUUAAUAGAAUACUCGUAUACAGAAAAAUUCAGACACCCAACUCGAGAGCUUGAUUAAAUUAUAGAGAUUUUCGUGCGAUUAGUACAAGUGGGCAUGCAAAAGAAUGACAUCAUUGAGAAUGCUUCAUUUCAGAAUCAGUCGAGUCAAAGAAUCCUGACUUGUUGCUAGGAUAAUCCGUCUGCGCAAUCGAAGUACGCUCUACAAUUAGUAAAAAUCCACUCUUGUUUUUUUGGCGAUACUAUUAAUUCAAAAAAUUGUUCAUGAUAUGAAAAUUAGUGAAUAUUAUCUUAUGCCUUCUGGUGUUAAUAAUUUUAAAAUAUUAAUUAGUAUCAAUUACGAAAGUUAAAUGUCAAUACAUUAAUUAAUGAAUAACUUUUAAAUAGAAACUGGUAUAUCUAAGCAUAGCUCAGCUAUCGCACGCAAUAUAUAUAUGCAUAUAUUUAUGAAUGAACUCUUUUAUAGGAACUUUAUAACUAGAAGAUCACCACCAUAAUUUGUGUCUUGUUUUCUUUAAAUAACCCAUAUCUUGAAUUUACAAGAUGGCAUCAUUAUUUGGAGUGUUAGUAGUAGUCACUGACUACCAUAUUUGUAUAUUUUACGCUACAAGGCAAUACAGAGUAAACGAACUUGUUAUCUUAAAACUAUAAUAUAUAAUCAUGAUUUAAUGACAUAAGAUUGAAAAUGUGAUAAGUUAAACUCCAUUUGUUGUUGCCUUCAAACGUGAAGCUUUGAACUCCCCAUUGCAUGGUUCUACUUGAGCUGACUCAGCUGAGAGAAAACCAGUGAUGUUUGGUGGAGAGAAAUUAGAAUCAGACAACAGCAAAGAAAGACUUUUGCACAGUGGGAAACCUCAAAAAAUCAACCAACCUUAAAAACAUUAUAUUGUUGUGAUAUAUCUCGAUGGCCUUAAUUGAGCAGGCAGACUCUCACUCUAUAUAAUUCUUGUGCAAUCAAACUUGCUUAGAUAAGUGGUCUAAUUAUACACUCAAGCUUCUGGCGAAUCAAACAUUGAAACGUUCAAUUCUUCAAAGGGUAAACAUACCUAACAUUCAUAUUUUCGACUUAAACGUUAUAAUUUUUACAUACAAGACAAUAUAUAGUAUACUAGCCUAUAUAAGUAUUUGAAUAUAACAUUAACGUAUUUUUCUUUCAUUUAGCAGCCAACUAAAGACGUGGUUCCCGACUACCCAAGCACUUAUCCAAAGACGACACACUAUCAGGUUUGCAUGUAUUUUAGCGUUUGUAUUCGAACAUACGAUCUUUAAAAGAGUUGGAACGCGAGACUUGUUAAAACGAAGUCAGUAAUGCAUGUGUGAGUGUUACUUUCGUGAGGUUAUUUCAACCAAGUAAAAACAUGUAACUCUUGUGAUCAGCGAAGCAAUAAGUCUCAAUGACGCCCAUCAAUAUUUGCAAUUACUAAAGGCAAUACUGAGCAUGUGCGUCAUCUCUACGACUACGAGUUCACGUCAUCUCUACGAGUUGUCUGUGGAGCAAAGAAUGUUCAAGAAAUAUUUCAAAAUUUAUUCUCCUUCCUUAGAUGUCAUCUCAAAAUGAAGAACAGUAUUCAACACUGCAAUGCGAGUUCAAACGUUUUGGAUGCAAAUUUUCGGUAAGUAAGAUGUUCAUUACUAUAUGAACUUGCGGUUAGAGCUCCGAAAAAGAGUUGGGGCGCGAGACUUGUUUGUGGGGGGCAUUGGGGGUAUUCAAUACUGUAAUACCUCAAGCAAAUUUUGUCAAUAACCGCAGUUUUUCACCGCAAGAUUUCCAAUAUCGUAAUACCGCAAUUUUUCAAGGAAAAUACCGAAAUACCGUAAGAAAAAUAAGCUAAUACCGCCAUACCGUAAAUCCCAAUGUCCCCCCUUGUUUGAAUUCUAACACGAAGUGCUAUUACUAUUUAUUUUUAAUAUUUAAUAACUUGUAUACAAAUAUCUUUCAGUAUAGUCCUGACGAUUCAUUAUUUUCAGGGCACCAGCACGGCUGUCGACAAGCACAUGCAGUCAAGUCUGAACGAUCAUCUAAAACUUGUCAGCAAACUCGCGCAAGACCAAAAAGAACAACUGGAAAGCCAACAACUGGAACAACAAAAACAAAGCUUACUUAUCCAACAGCUCACAGACACGGUGAACAACCUGGAGAAACUUGUCAGGGAACAACACCAAGUGAGUCAAUCUCAAGAAAAAACUGUACACACCCUCAAGGAUCAAAUGAAAGACCAACGAAAGCAGAGUCAACGGUUUGAACGAGACAUCACGAAUCAAGUCCAAACCCUUAACCAAUCACCGAUAAGUUCAGUACCCACAAGCCCUUGCGCGGCUGAAUUCGUCUUGCCAAUCAGAAACUUCAGGAAGCGACUACGACGUGUACAAGAUGGAGAGAUAGACGACCCUUUAAUGAGUGAACCGUUCUAUACUGGUUCCUACGGUUACAAACUUUCUAUGUGGGUCUACCUGAAUGGUCGAGGGAAAACCCUCGGAGACUGGGUCUCAGUUUAUGCUCGCGUCAUGCCAAGUGACCAUGACAACAUACUCAGCUGGCCAGUAAGACCGAUGUACACGUUUACAUUGUUAGACCAAUCAGAAGGCGAGAAGGAGCACGUUGUGCGCAAGCGCAAAGUGAACGAUAUAAAACGCGAUGGCGGGAAACAUCACGGCAUUCAUCGACCUGAAGGCGGAGAGCGCUCGGUGAUUGUCGGAUUUGACGACUUCGUCACGCAUGCGCAGUUAGAGAAGAGGAAGUACCUAGUUGAGGAUUGUCUUUUUCUGAAGCUUGAAGCAAAUAUUAUGUAUUAGACUUUCAAGGAGCACACACACUCGGCAUAAAAUCUCAUGUGAUGACUUAGCAAAUGCUGUUCACCUUGGGCAACUGGUGUUUGGUUAUUGGACUCUGGGGCUGGUUGUUCAAAAGCCGGUUAGCUUAAAGCUGGAGUUACACGAGCAACAAAAUUACUGUAACUUGCA
Paramuricea clavata is the source of this 7938-nucleotide messenger RNA. The record is from the annotation of a GenBank genome assembly. NCBI's taxonomy places the organism in Eukaryota, Metazoa, Cnidaria, Anthozoa, Malacalcyonacea, Plexauridae.